AUGCUCGUCUUUGAUGUCCAUAAGCUAGCUCGCCUGAAUAGCUCCACCGGCUGCAGUAUCCCAGUGUUUAACACCUUCGCCAAGCUGCCCGUCACGUUUACAAUCAGCCCUUCCAAUCACAACCUCGUCUUCUACAACUGCACCAAGGCGCCGCCGGCGGAGCAGCAGCAAAAACUGGGGCUCGUGGAGACGAGAUGCGGUAACAACACGUUUGCUCGGCUGGGAGGGCGUUACGACGGGGAGGGCGACUACGACAAGUACUAUUUGGAAGGCUGCAGCAGAAACAGCACCGUCUUCUCGCCGGUGCUGAAGCCGCCUGAUGGCAAGGCGAACGCCAGCAGGUAUGUGGAGCUCGUGCGUGGAGGCUUCCUCAUAACAUGGGGGAACCUGCCACCGCCAGUGCCUCCACCGCCAGAGCUGCCAGUGACAUCUUCUGGUAAGUUCACCCUCCCAGCCUCCCUGAAAGGCUGA
Molecule: messenger RNA, 471 nt
Organism: Oryza sativa Japonica Group (Japanese rice)
Lineage: Eukaryota; Viridiplantae; Streptophyta; Magnoliopsida; Poales; Poaceae
Molecular function (GO): polysaccharide binding
Source: RefSeq, a predicted model, not a curated record